This is a messenger RNA of Cucumis melo (muskmelon), 1239 nucleotides long. RefSeq lists its product as uncharacterized. The transcript has 7 exons. The record is from RefSeq and is a predicted model, not a curated record. Lineage: Eukaryota; Viridiplantae; Streptophyta; Magnoliopsida; Cucurbitales; Cucurbitaceae. The coding region runs from base 38 to 1021 and encodes 327 amino acids.
UGUGGAAGAUUGGCAAAAAAAGUUUUUCUUCCAAAAGAUGGGUAGAUUAUGGAGGGCUGGAAAAUCUCGUUUAGUAAAACAAAUUCGAGAUGCCCCAACAAAGGAUGCAAUUUUGAAGCUAAUGCCUGAUAAUUUACAAUCUGUAGAUGAUUGGAUGGAUUUUGUGAGUGAGAAGACUAGUGCAACCUUCAAGUUGAAAAGUGAAAAGUACAAAGCCAUGAAGAAAAAACAACUCCCACAUACAUGUAGUAGAAAAGGGUAUGCUCGCUUGGCCGAAGAGAUGAGAAAAAGUAGUUCGGAUCCAUCUUUGGUCACAAGGGUUGCAUUAUGGACUAAAGCUCACAAAAGGAAGGAUGGACAACCGGUGAAUUCACAAGUUGCUGAGACACUUGAGCGUAUUGAACAAACUGAGGCUGAGACGACAGUUUCAACAACAAACGUGGUUGAUGAUGCUUUAAGUAAAGUUCUUGGCCCCGAUCGUGGUCAUGUAAGAGGAUUUGGGUUUGGUGUGACUCGUUCAAAACUAUCUCUUUUGUCUCACCAAGAUCACAAGUAUAAGGUUCUUGAAAAAGAAUAUUUGAAGAUGAAGGAAGAAAUGGUAGAAAUGAAAACAAUGAAAGAUGAAAUGAUCGAAAUGAAAGCACUUAUGUUAUCUUAUUUAAAGAAACAGACUGAACCAAGUGAGGAACUUUCAAAUGCUACUGCAAGUGUGCUUAAGCGACUAAAUAUUCCUCCAAUGCCUUCUCCAUCGAGUAUCAAUAACAACAGUCAAACUAAGUGCAAGUUAUUAGAUUGGUAUGGCUCGGGAGAGAUUGUUGCUGAAGGAAGAUGGUCUUCUAAUGAUCCAACUGCUAUGGUCCAUCAUAUUCCUAUUGGUCCACAUGCAAUUAGAGUAUGGAUUGAUGUAGCAAAGAAACCAAACGCAUAUUUGUGGAGGCCAACAUCAGAAAUGACAUGUAUUGAAGAAGCUUUGGGAAGUACAGUUGCAUGGCCAUCUGAUAAAGUGAUCAUUAGUGAAUGAAAUGGAGUCGUCUUCACCAAAGGACUAAAGAUUGCACACUUAUGACGAACUUUGCUUGUAGACUUAUGAUGAACUUUAUUUGUAUUUUGAAGGUUAAUUUGUGCGGUUCAUACAUUAUUUACUAAUAUGUGUAUUUUGAUUGGUAAUGUGUAUGGUUGGUACAUUUAGAAUGACUACAUUGUUUGGUAAUUUUAGUACAUUAUGAAUGGUUUUAUAAA